AUGAUGUUUCCCUCCACUGUUUUAACUUUUAUCUUCUAUUUUGUGUUAUUUUUCACAACGUAUUUAACUCUAAUUUCAUCAAAAUCGGUUGUUAUUGAAGUUAAAGGUGAUUGUGCAACAAUUGGUCAACAAAUUGCACAUGAACAUGGAUAUCGUUAUGUUCGACAGAUUUUUGAUGGUUUUUGUGAAAUUGAAGAAGAUCCAUUAUCGAAAAAUCAUAAACGAUAUCGACGAGCUAUUGAGCAAGGAAUUGAUCCUGUUAAAAUUCUUCUAGAACAUGAACAUGUUGAAUGGGCUGAAAGUCAAAUACCAAAAAAACGACAAAAACGUGAAUUUAUUUUUAAUGAUCCACAAUGGAAUUCAAUGUGGUAUUUGAUGAGACAUUUACAAAUGCCUACUGUACCAGAUUUAAAUGUUACUGGAGCUUGGGAAAUGGGUUAUACUGGUCGAGGACAAGUUGUUACAUUUCUUGAUGAUGGUCUUGAAUUUGAUCAUCCAGAUUUAUUAGAGAAUUAUGAUAAAGAAGCUAGUACAGAUAUCAAUGAUAAUGAUGAUGAUCCAACACCACGUUAUGAACCAACUAAUGAAAAUAAACAUGGAACUCGAUGUGCUGGUGAAGUAGCAGCAAAAGUUAAUAAUAAUAUAUGUGGAGUUGGUAUUGCUUAUCAUGCUAGAGUUGGUGGUAUUCGAAUGUUAGAUGGUGAUGUAACAGAUAGUGUUGAAGCACGAUCACUUAGUCAUAGACCUGAUCAUGUUCAAAUUUAUUCUGCUAGUUGGGGACCAGAUGAUAAUGGUCUUGUUGUUGAUGGACCUGGUCGUUUAGCAAAGAAAGCAUUUCAAGAUGGUGUUUUACAUGGACGAGGUGGUAAAGGAUCAAUAUUUGUUUGGGCUAGUGGAAAUGGUGGUCGAUAUUCAGAUUCAUGUGCAUGUGAUGGUUAUAUUACUUCAAUUUAUACUAUUGCUAUUAGUGCAACAACAGAACGUGGUAAUAAACCUUGGUAUCUUGAAGAAUGUUCAGCUACUCUAGCAUCAGCAUAUAGUAGUGGUCAAUCAAAUGCUGGUGAACGUGAUAUUUUUACGACGGAUUUAAAUCAUGAAUGUACAAAUCAUCAUACGGGUACAUCAGCUGCAGCACCAUUAGCUGCAGCUAUUUAUGCUCUUGUUCUUGAAGCAAAUCCUAGUUUAACAUGGCGUGAUAUUAUGCAUAUAACAGUUCUUGGUUCACGCCCUGAUGCUAUUCCAUCAAAUACAAAUGUUGUUCGUAAUGCUGCUCGAUUUAAUGUGAGUAGUAGAUUUGGUUUUGGUCUAAUGGAUGCUGGUUUAAUGACAUGGUAUGCAAGUGGUUGGAAAAAUGUUCCACCCAUGUCAUCAUGUGAAUCUGCCAUAAGUUAUCCUAAACGAAUAAUCACAACACGUUCAGAUCAAACAUUUUCAUUAAAUUUAAUCGAAUGUAAAAAUGAUAUUGAUCCAAGACAUGAAGUUAAUUAUAUUGAACAAGUACAAACAUUUGUUACUUUAACAACGGAUAGACGUGGUGAAAUUGAAAUUUAUCUUUAUUCACCAUCGAAUACAAGAACACAACUUUUACCAAAACGAGAACGUGAUCAAAGUAAUAAAGGUUUUCAAGAUUGGCCAUUUUUAACAGUGCAAUUAUGGGGUGAAGUACCACAUGGACAAUGGAAACUUCAAAUAGUUAAUACUGGUGGAGGAUCAGCUACAUUAAUGUCUUGGAAAUUAAUUGUUCAUGGUACACGUGAAUACCCUAUUUCACCUCGUUCUACAUAUAUUCAGUCAGCAUAUGAAUCAGAUCGAUCUAGUAAAGCGAUACGAAAAGUUAAUGAGUGCCAUAUUGAAUGUAAACUUGAUGAACCAUGUGGUAAUACUGAUACAAAUUGCACUGCAUGCCGACAUUUUAAACAACCAUUAACUGAUGGAAAAUUUCGUUGUGUUGGUAUAUGUCCAGAAGGAACAUAUCCAGAUGAAAAAGAUAAAUUAUGUUUACCUUGCCAUUCACAAUGUGGUUCAUGUCGAAAUGCAAGUGAAAUAAGUUGUAUUAGUUGUAAAUCAGAUUUAUUUCUUAUACAUGAUCUGAUGACUUGUGUUGAAUCUUGUCCUGAACAAUAUUAUACUGAUCAUCAUCUAAGAAAAUGUAUUCGUUGUAAAAUUGAUUGUGCAUCAUGUGAUACAAGUUCUCAUAUAUGUACAUCAUGUUCAGAUGGUUAUGCUCUUAAAGAUACAGAUUGUAUUAAAGCAUCAGAACCUUGUGAAACAAAUGAAUAUUUUGAUUUUAAAGUAAAUCAAUGUCGAUGGUGUGAUUCAAGAUGUUUAACAUGUAGUGGAUCACAAAUAGAUCAAUGUAAAUCAUGUGAUAAAACAGGCAAAUAUCCAUAUCUUCAAUAUCAUGCUUGUGUAUCAUCCUGUUCACCAGGAUUUUAUCUUUCAAAAAGUUUAUUUCAAUGUCUUCCAUGUCAUGAAACAUGUCUUAAUUGUAUCUCUUCAAGUGAAUUAUCAUGUACAUCUUGUAAAUUAGGUUAUGUUUUUCUUCCUGAUAAUCAUCGUUGUGAGAAACAUACCGGUAAACCAUAUUAUCUAGAUAAAAAUACAGGUGAAACUCAUACAUGCCAUGGUUCAUGUACACAAUGUAAAGGACCACAACCAAAUGAUUGUAUUGCAUGUAAUACAAUCAAUGAAGUACUUCUUGAUGAUGGACAUUGUGUUAAUAAAUGUCCAUUAGGAUCAUAUAAAAGUGAAAAAAAGACAAUUGAUUUUCAAACAAAUAUUUGUUUGUCAUGUCCAACUGGAUGUACAUCAUGUUAUAAUAUUAGUCAAUGUGAUCAAUGUGAUGAAUCAAAAGGAUAUAAAUUAGUUGGUUCAAAUUGCAUUCCAACAUGUAAACAAGGUACUUUUCCAUCGGGUGAUCAUUGUGAAUUUUGUGAUAAUCAAUGUUUAACAUGUACGAAUUUAACACAUUGUUUAACAUGUGUUGAUCAAUUAGUUUUAUUCAAUAAUCAAUGUAUAGAAGAAUGUCCAGAUGGUUAUUAUAUAUAUAAUCAACAAUGUUUAUCAUGCCAUCCGACUUGUAAUACUUGUACAGGACCAGGAGAAGAUGAUUGUAAAACAUGUACACAAGGUUUUAAAAUUGAUACUAGUGGAAACAAAUGUAUAAGUAAAUGUGCUAAUGGAAAUUAUUUUGAUAAAAAUGAUGCUAAAUGCAAAAUAUGUACAAACAAUUGUCUUGAAUGUUUAAGUCCAGGUUCAUAUUGUCGUCAAUGUAAAUAUCCAAUGGCACUUGAUACAUUAACACAUCGAUGUUUAUUGUGUUGUACAACAAAUAUAACAACAAAUAAUUGUUGUCAAUGUGCAUCAUCAUGGGAUGGUUAUUGUCUUCAUCCACUUGUAACACCAUCAAUACAUAUGAAUAAUUGGUUAACUUCAUCAAUUGAUAUAAUGCGUAAUAAAUUUAAUAAAUUAGAUAAUUAUCGUCAAACAUUUAUUAUUAUUGUAUUAGUUAUAUCUUUUAUUAGUAUUAUAAUAUGUUUAAUUAUACUUAGCCUUCGACAAAUAUUUAAUUCACGUUUAAUAUCACGACAAGAACAUGCUAAUGUUGAAUAUGUUAUGUUACAAAAUGUUGACGAUCAUGAUGAUGAAGAAACUAAGUCAAUAGAAACGAAUGGUCAUACAAAAAAAAUCCUACCGACUGACACAACUAUUUCAAUUAAUCACGCAGAAGAGACUUAA
Molecule: messenger RNA, 3738 nt
Organism: Rotaria sp. Silwood1
Lineage: Eukaryota; Metazoa; Rotifera; Eurotatoria; Philodinida; Philodinidae
Source: the annotation of a GenBank genome assembly